This is a messenger RNA of Coregonus sp. 'balchen', 12744 nucleotides long. The record is from the annotation of a GenBank genome assembly. NCBI's taxonomy places the organism in Eukaryota, Metazoa, Chordata, Actinopteri, Salmoniformes, Salmonidae.
AUGCUGUGAUUCCUGAAAAACCGUUGAACUUCGGGAAAGUUUCUGGUAUUUUACAACCAUCUUAUGUUCUGUGUUGUCUUUCUCUCCGUCUAUCUCCAGGGGUCAGGGGGCAUCUCCUGCAGCCAAGCAGAGGGCCCAGCAGGUCUCCCAGGGCCUGGAUGUUCUCACAGGGAAGGUGGAGAAUGCAGCCCGGAAACUGGAGGCCAUGACCAACUCCAAACAGGUCAUCGCCAAGAGGAUUGACGCUGCUCAGGUAGACUCUCUGAUUGAUUGAUUGAUUAGUUUUUUUGGGGGUAAUAGUUGCACAAUUGAAAAAGUACAAAUCCCAGAGGGUAGCACACAAAAGCAUUAAACAACAGGCAUUUAUGUUCCAUGGUCUUAAGCCUGUUGUGUUAUGUUGACCCCUAACCCUGUGCCCAUGCAGAACUGGCUGGCAGAUCCCAACGGUGGUCCUGAGGGAGAAGAAAACAUUAGAGCCCUCCUGUCUGAGGCCAAGAAGAUCGCUGACAUGUGUGAAGAUCCCAAGGAGAGAGAUGACAUUCUGAGGUCCAUCGGAGAGAUGGCUGCUCUCACCGCCAAGCUUUCUGAUCUCCGGAGACAGUAAGUCAUCCAUUUUAUAUACCCUAGAAAAUAAAAUUGUAUUUGUCACAUGCUUCGUAAACAACAGGUGUAUAUUAACAGUGAAAUUCUUACUUACGGGUCCUUUUCCAACAAUGCAGAGUUAAAGAUAAAAAAUACAAUAAAAUUAGAAAAAGUGACAAGGAAUAAAUACACUGAAUAACAAUAACAAGUAAAAAAUAACAUGGCUAUAUACAGGAAGUAGAAAGUAAAAUGGCUAUAUACAGUACCGAGUCGAUGUGCAGGGGUGCAAGAUAAUUGAGGGAGCUACACUACAUGACCAAAAGUAUGUGGACACCUGCUCGUCAAACAUCUCAUUCCAAAGUCAUGGGCAUUAGUAUGGAGUUGGUCCCCCCUUUGCUGCUAUAAACAGCCUCCACUCUUCUGGGAAGGCUUUCCACUAGAUGUUGGAACAUUGCUGCGGGGACUUGCUUCCAUUCAGCCACAAGAGCAUUAGUGACGUCGGGCACUGAUGUUGGGCGAUUAGGCCUGGCUUGCAGUCGGCUUUCCAAUUCAUCCCAAAGGUGAACAGGUCCCAAAAUUGACCCCUGUGGUACACCUUUAUGUACUUCAAGAAAUUCAGACUUAACCCCAUCAAUCACCAUGGCCUGAGUUCUGUCACUAAGAUCAUCCUGAAACCAUGAGCAGACGUCAGUUCUCAGGCGUAUCGAGGACAACUUAUUCAAUACAAAAUAGCAUAAUCAACAUUAUCAAAAGCUUUUGACAGGUCCACAAACAAAACAGCACAUUUAAUUUUAGUGUCUAAAGCAUUGACAAGAUCAUUAACAACUAAAGUGGUUGCUGUAAUAGUGCUAUGCCCAGGCCUAAACCCUGAUUGGUUUACAUUCAAAAUACAUCUCUCAGAUAAAAAAAAGAGCAAAGCUGUACAUUUACCAAGGAUUCAAGAAUCUUAGCUAGACAAGAAAGCCUUGAAAUGGGGCAAUAAUUAUUAAGAUCACUACUAUCCCGGCCCUUAUAGAGUUGCUUCACGAGCUGAUUUCCAUACUUUUGAAUAUUUCCUGAUAACAAUGUUAAAUAAAAAAUGUGGGCGCUGCACACUUAAACAGACCAGGAUCCAAUUGGUCAGUCCCUGUGGAUUUCUUGUUGUCUAUUGCUAGCAAAGAAUCCAGGACUUCUUUUUCUGUAAAUAGCUUAAAAGAAUAGCUUUGACUAUCAAUUCUCUGAUCAUUCAGCAAGUUUGCCCUAUCAGCAUCCAGCCCAAUAUCAUUGUGAAUAGCCUUAGAAGUUCUUUCAAAUUGAUAGCCCACUGAUAUAAAAUGGUGAUUAAAUGCAUAGAUUAUGACUUUUCUUUCUGUAAUGAGGCCAGUGUCUGAAUUAAUUCGUUGUUGUACAGAGGAGGAAGUAGAACCCUUAAUGGAUUUGACAGUUUUCCAGAAUUUAGCCGGGUUCCCUUUACAAUCCCAAAGAGCGAUUUACAUCAUUAUCAGACUUUCUGAUUUGUCUUGCGCGAUGAUUCCUCAGUCACUUAAAAGCUUGCCAGUCAGUGCCCUAAGCCUGUGUUCCUGGCCUUGACCCAAGCAUUAUCUCUUUUAUGAAUGACUUCUGAUAAUUACGGAGUGUACCAGUCAUUCGAUCUACCUUUAACCCUUAAUAUUUUGAAGGGAGCAUUAUUAUCCACAAUGGUAUUGAAGACAUCUGCAAAAAGUCUAAAAGCUAAAUCAGGUUCAGGGAUAGUUGAAAUACAAUCAAGGUCACUAAAAUAAAGAUAAUGUAAAAAAAAAAGCCUGUUCACUGAAGUUUUUAAAGUUCCUCUUUGUGACGACACGAGGCUUAGAUGUUUGUAUUCUCAUAUCUCUAACACAAACAACUGGACAACGGUCACUAAUGUCUUGGGCGAAGACACCAGUAGAAACAUUUCUCUGUUGUAUUUGUUAAAAUAAGAUCAAUCAGAGUUGACUGAAGGAUCUUUAGGGUUGGGCCCUGUAGGCUUUAGUCACCAGCUGGGUUAGGUUUAGAUCAUUACACAUGUCUUUUAGAUUGUCUGAAGCCUGCAUUUCCCAAUCAUGAUUGAGGUCACCCAGGAUAAUAACUUCUGAUUUAGUAAAAGAAGACAACAAACUAGUUAACUCAUCGAUGCACAAAGGUUAGCUGAGGGAGGAUGGUAGAACCUUUUAACAGUUAUGAAUACAUUUUCCCCCAGACAAAGGCUUAAAGAUAGUAGCUAAAAAAAGUUGCCAAGGAAAAUGGAUUUCAGUAAAGAGACAGAGAAAUUAUUUUUAAUAAAAAUGGCCACUCCACCACCUCUACCCUGUCUAUCAGCGCUGAACACAUUAUAACCCUCAAUAUUAAUAUCAGAGUCCAGAAUGUCCCCAGAGAUCCAAGUUUCAGUCAAUACCAGAAUGUCCGGAUUCGUCUGAAUAGCCCAGAUCUUGAUGUAAUCCAGUUUAGGAAGUAAGUUCCUAAUAUUCAGAUGCAUCAACCCAAGUCCUUUAUGAUUUUUAAAGUCACAUAGAAACUCCAACUCAAACAAACUAUGUUCAAUAGUUUGUAGAUAUUUAUUUAGUUGGUAUGGCAUAAGAUUGCAUAGAACUGCACCAUUUGGUCUAUCCCUAUUAGUAAUAGAGGAAGGAGUAGAAAUUGGAAUUCCUUUUCCAAGGUUAGCACCGCUGAGGCGGCAGCCAAUGUCAAUAUGAGUGACUCUCAGAGUAACCAAUGAUGGAAUGUUAUGAACUGACUUAAAUGGGCUUUGGUUGCCAUGGUGCAACAGCCCAAGCCCUCUUUGUGAUUUGAAAACCGAGGGGUAUUCAAGUUUAUGGAAUUCACAUUUGAACUAAAAGCACUGGGUGAGCAGACCACAGUGGGCUUCUCUUUUGAGCUAACAAUAGCAGAUCUAAGAGUGGAGUUCAAACUAAUGGGUACAAGAUUACAACGUACAACGUACAACACCCCUGGCAGUAUAGACAACUGUACAACGAUAACGCUUAAAAAGGAUGGGAGGUAUUACCUGAGCGGGGCUUGGUCUGUCUCUGAGUCAAUAUCUUAAUGCUUAAUGAAGAAUGUUCAAAACACUCCAAGGUUAAAUAUUGAGUUCCGCAGGGUUGGAUCCUUGCUAUCCCUCGGCCAAGUAAUUCCUAAGAGCAGUGGCGUUCAAACUUUUUCAGCGGGGACCCCAAAUCUAAUGACACAACCUUAAAAUCAGUACAUUUUACAUAAGCAAAUAACCUUCAAUUCAUAGAUUUAAAAAAAAAAAGAAACAAAUAAAUACAUUUACUCAAUACAAUUAUUUUUUUCAAAUGACCUUUCUCAAAAACGUUUGUAUAUUGUCCCAUACAAUAAUUUCUCUAAAUUUUUUGUUCCAAUUAUUAUUAUUAUUUUUAUUAAUUUCGGUGGCCCCACUGCAGUUCCACCUAGUGGAGUCGCGACCCCGAUUUUGAAUGCCACUGCCUUUAGAGGUUAAGUGAAUGUUAUAACAUUGUUUUCUUGCUGGCCAGUAGUCCAUAAAUCUUAAUCAACAUCUACAUGCAGCAUUCUAUUUAAUUAGAAUAACUACCUAUCAUGCUUUAGAGACUAUGGACAUUUCAUUUCCAGUACAUUAUUCUCUCCCAUUCACAGGGGUAAAGGUGAUACUCCAGAGGCCAGGGCAUUGGCCAAGCAGAUAGCCACAUCCCUACAGAACCUGCAGUCUAAGACCAGCAAGGCUGUAGCCAACAGCAGGCCUGCCAAGGCUGCAGUCCACCUGGAGGGGAAGAUAGAACAGGCCCAGAGCUGGAUGGAGAACCCCACCAUCGAUGACGGGGGAGUGGGUGAGUCUGAAUGGCCUGCUCUCUCUCUCUCGCUCUCUCGCUCUCUCUGUCUCUCGCUCUCUCUGUCUCUCUCUCUCUCUCUCUGUCUCUCUCUCCUUCCUUCCCUCCCUUUAUCUCUAUCUCCCUCCCUCCCUCUUGCUUUCUUCUCUCUUUCUUCCCCUCCAUCUCUCUCUUAGCCCUCCUUCCUUCCUCUCUCCCUUCAUCCCCCUCUCUCUCCAUCUCUCCCUCUCUCUCUCUCUCCCUCUACAGUGAGCAUCAGUCCAGACUCUAUGUACAUGUCUGCUGUGUUGUUUUUCUCUGUGCAAUACAUUCCGCUGCUCUCUCCCAACCUCAUCAUUAUAUCUUUGGCUUGGCUUGUCGGCUCAGAAGCCUGGAUAUUUUCUCACAUGUCAUCUGUUGUUAACACUUAGACUCUGGGCUGUAUUACAUGGCCUACUGGAGAAUGUUCAGAGUAAGCAUAAUCAGAACUAUAUAGAAUAACAUACAACUAUAUAGAAUAACAUACAACCAAUAUAGAAUAACAUACAACUAAUAUAGAAUAACAUACAACUAAUAUAGAAUAACAUACAACUAAUAUAGAAUAACAUACAACUAAUAUAGAAUAACAUACAACUAAUAUAGAAUAACAUACAACUAAUAUAGAAUAACAUACAACUAAUAUAGAAUAACAUACAACUAUAUAGAAUAACAUACAACUAAUAUAGAAUAACAUACAACUAUAUAGAAUAACAUACAACUAAUAUAGAAUAACAUACAAACUAUAUAGAAUAACAUACAACUAUAUAGAAAACAUACAACUAAAUAGAAUAACAUACAACUAUAUAGAAUAACAUACAACUAAUAUAGAAUAACAUACAACUAAUAUAGAAUAACAUACAACUAUAUAGAAUAACAUACAACUAAUAUAGAAUAACAUACAACUAAUAUAGAAUAACAUACAACUAUAUAGAAUAACAUACAACUAAUAUAGAAUAACAUACAACUAAUAUAGGAAUACAUACACUAUAUAGAAUAACAUACAACUAAUAUAGAAUAACAUACAACUAUAUAGAAUAACAUACAACUAAUAUAGAAUAACAUACAACUAUAGAAUAACAUACAACUAUAUAGAAUAACAUACAACUAAUAUAGAAUAACAUGCAACUAUAUAGAAUAACAUACAACUAUAUAGAAUAACAUACAACUAUAUAGAAUAAAGGAAGUGUGGGUGGUCCUUCUACACUUAACCCUCUGGGCCAAAUCGGUAGAAACCCACCUAUGAUCCAAAGCUUUGUUUGCUGUGUAUAUCUGUGUCUGUGUGUGUACUUGCGCGUGUUUGACAGUGUCUAUGUCUCACCCCAGGCCAGGCAGCUAUCCGGGGCCUGGUGGCAGAGGGCCGUCGUCUGGCUAACGCCCUGCCAGGUCCAUACAGACAGGGGCUGGUGGGGAAGUGUGAGCAGGUAGAACAGCUGAUGGCCCAGCUAGCCGACCUGGCCGCCAGGGGCGAUGGGGAGUCGCCACAGGCGCGUGCCGUGGCUCAACAGCUCCAGGAGACCCUGAAGGUGAGACGGCUCACAUUCACUCUCACCUACUCUCACUUCCAAGCCAUUAUCCACACUAGUCUACCAGACUCUGACUGGAGCUCACUCUGUCACAGGCAUGGUGAAGAGCUCCCCCUCCUGGCUGGAGACACCAGCUCCAGCCACUAUAACUAUGAUACCUUAAAGUAGCCCAAUAAAAUGUGUUUUGAAGUUUUAUUAAUAAAGGGAGAAUGCCACUUUAAAAUCAAUUGUUGAACAAUAGCUGUAUAACUGCACCAGUUCCAAUCCAAUAAUUCCAUUGAUCUGAGAUGCAAUGUAAGCCACUUGUCAAAAGAGACAUAAGAGUGUAUUGUUAACAUGUAAUACUUCUAAAGCUGGUCUCCUGCUAACUAACUCGUGUGUGUGUGUGUGUGUGGUCUUGUCUUCUCAGAACCUCAAAGGAACGAUGCAGGAAGCGAUGACUCAGGAAGUGUCGGACAUCUUCAGCGACACGACCACUCCCAUCAAACUACUGGCUGUGGCCUCCACCGCCCCGCCCAAUGCCCCGAACAGGGACCAGGUGGGUGAUUUCUCCCUCCCUCCCUCCCUUCCUCCCUCCCUCCCUCCCUUCCUCCCUCCCUCCCUCCCUCCCUCUCUCACUCCCUCUCUUUCUGUCUCUCUCUCUCUCUGUCGGUCUCCCUGCCUCCAUCAUGGCUCAUUCAUUCACUUCUAGCUAUGAGCAGAGCGUUAUAUAGAGCUAUAUAUUACAUAAUAGAAUGGGAUUCUAUUCUGGGAUAUAAUGUUUCUCUAAAUAUGUCUCUGCCUUUGACUAUCCUAACUUAUUUUGGCAGAUUCAUAUCAUCAUACAUUAAGCUAAAAAAAAAAAAACAUAUGGAUUACUCAAUGAUUAGUUUCCAAUAAUUUAUGCGGUACUUGUCACUCAAUAAUAUUUAGACUACAUUUCCUGAGGGAAAUGUUACUAUAAGUAAAAAAUACCAAGUUUGAUCCAUCUACAUUAUUGGUCACUGUAAGUGUCUGCCAAGUGGCAUAUGGUGUACUAUAUUAUGUUAAAGGCAUAUUUUGGGAUUUUAGCAAUGAGGCCAUUUAUCUACACCAGAGUCAGAGGAUCUUGUGGAUACCAUUUUUAUGUCUCUGUGUCCAGUAUGAAGGAAGUUUGAGGUAGUUUCGCGAGCCAAUGCUAAAUAGCGUUAGCAGAAUGACUGGAAGUCUAUGGUAUCUACUAGCAUGCUACUCUGGGGAAGUAGAUAAAGGGCUUCAUUGCCAAAAUCCCGAAGUAUCCCUUUAAGUUGAAUUGUUCUCUGAUUUGUAACUGUUAUAUUAGGUGUUUGAUGAGAGGGCGGCCAACUUUGAGAACCAUGCAAACAAGCUGGCUGCUACAGCAGAAAAGGCUGCCGCUGUGGGAACAGCUAACAAGAGCACCGUGGAGGGGAUCCAAGCUGCCGUCAAGUCUACAAGGGACAUUACACCACAGGUAUGUGUAUGUGUGUGUGUGUGUGUGUGUGUGUGUGAGAGUGUGAGAAUGUGUGAGAGUGUGAGAGUGUGUUUGUGUGUGAGAUUGUGUGUGAGAUUGUGUGAGAGUGUGUGUGAGAUUGUGUGAGAGAUUGUGAGAGUGUGAGAAUGUGUGUGUGUGUGUGUGUGUGUGUGAGAGUGUAGGUGUUUAUCCCAAAGUGGCCAUUGGUCAGGAGGAUGACGUAAUUAUGUCCCCAACUGAUGGGAACUUUCUCUUCUAGGUGGUCUCUGCUGCCCGUAUCAUGCUGAGAAACCCAGGAAACCAGGCUGCCUUCGAGCACUUUGAGACCAUGAAGAACCAGUGGAUUGACAACGUGGAGAAAAUGACAGGUAGUGCCAGAUCAUCUCCUGUCAUUUGUUGUUCAUCACAAUAAAGUGGACGUUGUGUAAAAAAUCUAAAUGUAAACGUGUUCACUUCCUUAUUAGCAUUAAGAAUGAUGUCUCCUCUGUCUCUAGGUUUGGUGGACGAGGCCAUAGACACCAAGUCUCUGUUGGAUGCCUCUGAGGAGGCUAUUAAGAAAGACCUGGAGAAGUGUCGCGCGGCCAUGGCUAACCACCAGCCCCAGAUGUUAGUGGUAGGAGCCACCAGCAUCGCCCGGCGGGCCAACCGGAUCCUCCUGGUGGCGAAACGGGAGGUAGAGAUAUGUUUAUUUACACAUAGAAUCAAUCACAUGUAUUUAAAGGCCUUUUAACAUCAUCAGUUGUCACACAGUGCUUUACAGAUACCCAGCCUGAAACCCCAAAGAGCGAGCAAAGCAGAGGCAGAAACAUACAAACACAAGUUUACAGUACUGACAACUGAAUUGCAGAAAACGUGAACAUGAUUUAAAAAGAGAAAUAUUAAUAGACUUUUAUCCCUAGGUUGAGAACUCUGAGGAUCCUAGAUUCAGAGAGAUAGUGAAGGCUGCGUCUGAUGAGCUGAGCCGGACCAUCUCUCCCAUGGUGAUGGACGCCAAGGCUGUGGCUGGGAACAUCACCGAUCCAAGUACGUUCCGAGGCGGUUUCCCUACAUUUAGGAUGUGUUUGAUCAUUAUACUGUGUACCCUGCUGUCCAGCUAUAGCUAUCCAACAUGACUUAAUACUAAAUAUGAAGCCUCAUUCUGUCCAUUUCUGAAUCUUUGAUAGUCAAAAGUUAAGGUUCAGUCAAUGGUGUUAUGGUGUAGGGUUCUGUCAAUGGUGUUAUGGUGUAGGGUUCUGUCAAUGGUGUUAUGGUGUAGUGUUCUGUCAAUGGUGUUAUGGUGUAGGUUUCUGUCAAUGGUGUUAUGGUGUAGGGUUCUGUCAAUGGUGUUAUGGUGUAGGGUUCUGUCAAUGGUGUUAUGGUGUAGGGUUCUGUCAAUGGUGUUAUGGUGUAGGGUUCUGUCAAUGGUGUUAUGGUGUAGGGUUCUGUCAAUGGUGUUAUGGUGUAGGGUUCUGUCAAUGGUGUUAUGGUGUAGGGUUAUGUCAAUGGUGUUAUGGUGUAGGGUUAUGUCAAUGGUGUUAUGGUGUAGGGUUCUGUCAAUGGUGUUAUGGUGUAGGGUUCUGUCAAUGGUGUUAUGGUGUAGGGUUCUGUCAAUGGUGUUAUGGUGUAGGGUUCUGUCAAUGGUGUUAUGGUGUAGGGUUCUGUCAAUGGUGUUAUGGUGUAGGGUUCUGUCAAUGUUUUGCUGCCGCCUCACCAGCAGCUUUUGGGGCCUUUGUCUAGUCUACUGUUUAUAUCUGAUUCUUCCUCUGUGGUGUCCAGGUCUGUUUAUAAGGCCUAACUAACUAUCUGAUUCUUCCUCUGUGGUGUCCAGGUCUGUUUAUAAGGCCUAACUAACUAUCUGAUUAUUCCUCUGUGGUGUUCAGGUCUGUUUAUAAGGCCUAACUAACUAUCUGAUUAUUCCUCUGUGGUGUCCAGGUCUGCAGAAGGGCUUCCUGGACUCAGGCCAUAGGAUCCUGGGGGCCGUUGCCAAGGUGAGAGAUGCCUUCCAGCCACAGGAACCAGACUUCCCACCACCUCCUGAUCUGGACCAACUGCACGUAAGUCAAUCAAUCAAAUUAAUGUAUAAAGCUCUUUUCACAUCAGCAGUUGUCACAAAAAAAGCUUAAUAGUCCUAGACUGUCAACAUCAGGGUUUUGUUCAGUGGGGUAGCAAUGUGGUUUCAGAAUGUUCUGAUGUAUUUAGUAUUAUAAUUUUUUGAACAGAAAUGAUUAUCUGCCAUGUAGAAUAGAGAAUUAGCACUUCUGUCUGCAACUUUCGGAACGUUUCACCUCUCUGAAUACAACACGCCAGGUCAGCGACGAGCCCGCCCCACCCAAACCACCUCUCCCCGAGGGUGAGGUUCCUCCCCCCAGACCCCCUCCCCCAGAGGAGAAGGACGAGGACUUCCCAGAGCAGGAAGUAGGGAGAGAUGGUGAGCGAGCCCAUGAUGAUGGCCGCCAGACAGCUCCACGAGGAGGCCCGCAAGUGGUCCAGCAAGGUGAGAUACAAGCACAUACACUUACAUGUUUAGGUUUAACGUCAAGUUAAGUUUAUUGCCAGUAAAGUACAUUGGAAUUUCUCUGCGACCAGAAAGCAACAGUAGAGCAGCUCAGAGUUGCCAUCAUUCGGUGUCAUCUAGGAAGCGUGACGUGUACACGUCCACUGUGUUGUCAUACGUCCGAUUUCAUGCUUUGCUUUUUGCGACCUCUUUCAGGGUAACGACAUCAUCGGUGCAGCCAAGAGAAUGGCCCUGCUCAUGGCUGAGAUGUCCCGGCUGGUGCGCGGUGCCGGUGGGAAUAAGCGUGCCCUCAUCCAGUGUGCCAAAGACAUCGCAAAAGCCUCAGACGAGGUCACGAAGUUGGCCAAGGAGGUGGCCAAGCAGUGCACAGACAAACGCAUCCGGACCAACCUGCUUCAGGUCAGUUGACUGGCUGAUCCCUGGCCAUGUCCUCUUAAAAAAAUUAUGAUUGCUCCGAUGCAAUAAAUGUAAAAAAAAAUACCAAAGUUUCAACAGCUAUGCUGCCUUCAUCAGGGUUUUAUCUGGUCCAAUAUUCUGCCAAAUGUGUCUUUUGUUUCCUCAAUUCCUCUCAAAGCUCAUUGGAGGAGGAGGGAGGUCCAAGGGAGGGACCUUGGAUCCUCUCCUCCAAUGCAGUUCGAGAAGAAUUGAGCAAGCAAGGAGGGAGGAAGCAAGGAUUUGACGACAGCUAGAAACGUUUUCAGACUCUGCUUCAGGUUUUGCUUGUGCAUCAGCUGCUGCUCUGUCAUGUUCAAAGAUGAUACAAAAGGGCAACGUUAUAUUCAUGUAGGAGUAGUAGGACUAAAGCUAGAAUGAGAUAAUCCAAUUUCCUGCAUGCCCUCGUGAUUUGAAUUAGGGUAGAUAAUUAGAAUCGGUGUUUGAUCUUCAUGUCUCUGACUGAUGAUUUUAUCUUGUUUGCGACCUGUGUAAAAUGCACUUUAAAUCAACUUGAACUUGGAUCAACUUAUUUGUGUUCCAGGUGUGUGAGCGCAUCCCCACCAUCAGCACACAGCUCAAGAUCCUCUCCACGGUCAAAGCCACCAUGUUGGGUCGUACCAACAUCAGCGAGGAGGAGUCCGAGCAGGUCAGUACACUGGAGAUCACUGGAUUAUACUCCUCAACCAAAGUUACCUUUUUGCUUUGUAAUUACGUCAUAAUGAGGUUCAGCGGUUUUCUGUUAUUAUACAAGUGGAAUAAAGAACAGUCCAUAUUCCACUUGUUUUAAACUAAACUUGAAAAGCAAUCGCUAGAGUAGUAAUUAGCAGUAAUGUUACGAUGUAAAUAGCAUGUUACUAGUGUAGUACAGUGUUACACAAGAACAACUUAAUGAUCAAUUUGACCAUUAUCCUUCCCCAUCUCCCAGGCCACAGAGAUGUUGGUUCACAAUGCCCAGAACCUGAUGCAGUCUGUGAAGGAGACGGUUAGAGAGGCCGAGGCUGCCUCCAUCAAGAUCCGGACGGACGCCGGUUUCACCUUGCACUGGAUCCGAAAGACCCCCUGGUACCAAUAAGAAGAGACGGGCCAACUGUUCGUUUAAUUUUGCGUUCCCAAUGGCACUCUAUUCCCCUAUGUAGUGCAAUACUUUCGACCAGGGCCCGUACGUCUCUGGUUAAAAGUAGUGCAGUAGAUGGGGGAAUAGAUAACGUAGCCUGGUUGGAAGAAGAAAACAGCCAGACCCUUUUGAGCAACAGUUCUGACGAACUCAUACAUACUAAUUCCAAGAUACAAUGAAUGAAAACAGCCCCUUUUAAUAACCCUGCCUGGUUGGGGUAAAAAGAGUGAGUGAGUUAAUACUGAAAACACUAUUUAUCAGUCGAUGUCAAUCCCAUACUUACCUGUAAACGGUGACAGUUUUGGUAGAAUAUAAGGUAGAGGACUAUCUAAUGCAACUAUAACAUGGUAUAGAAUGAUUCUUACUUGCAAAUUAUUUUUUGUAAUUGUAUGUAAAAAAAAAAAUAUAUAUAUAUAUAAAAAAAAUAAGAAGAAAUGAAAUGUGUUUUCAGAUCUUAUGAAAAAUCCCAGGUAUGUAUCUGAGGUUUCUUUUCGUAUCCAGUAAAAGGUUAAAGGUUUAAACUAUAACUGGUUAAACAUGCAGUGUAGCCCCACAGUGAGAAGAAGACCUCCAAGUUAAAAUUAUAAUAUUAUUAAGAUUUUUCCCUGGAAGGCCUUUUUUAUAUAUUUAUACUGGUUCUUUAUUUCACUAUUUGCAAUGCGCAGCUGUUCACCUUUGCUAGGGCAAACCACAUCUGAUCCAACUCGAUGGGAGUGAGUUCAAGCGUAUCACAAUGCUCCGUUCCACACACGAAUAUGUAUUAUUCAGUGGUAUUAUGGUCUGUUUUAUACUAUGUUAUGUUAUAGAAACACUGUUCCUUGUUCCAUAUUUUUUUUGUUAAAUGGUGAGAUGUUUUUUUUUUUUUUGUAGCAAUGUUCUUAUUUUUAUCGUCAGGACUGCCAAAGACUGUAUUCUAACCUAGUCCCAGAUCUGUUUGUGAUCUUUGCGCCUACUCCAUUGUGCCGUGACAAUGAGUGACAGGGAGUUGGCGUGAUGGCGCCACACAGCCUGGUACUCAGGCUUAGUUUGUUCCACUAUUAACUUUUUCUGUCUUGGGGUUUAUUAUUAUUAUUAUUAUUAUUAUAAAACAUAAGGACUAGCUCUUCAGACACAUUGGGUAGAAAGUGUCUUAUUAACUUUAGAACUUUCACAAAUAUCUGUUCAAAUAACUUGCAUUCAGCGCUUUUAUUUUUUCUGGCUUGAUUUUUCACAUUGUUGCAUUGAGAUUACAUGUAGGCCUUGGGUCUGCCUUAGGUCUGCCUUAAGUCUGCCGUAAGUCUGCCUUAAGUCUGGUGCUCUAUACUUUGUGCUUCUCAGUGAAACUAUAG